CUGGAGCGGAAAUACAGGAGUCACAAAUUUACAAUAUCCUGUUUUUCACCUGGGUCCAUCUUGCAAACACAACCAGUUCCGCCUCACUUCCAAAACCCGCUACCGUGUCUGUAUAUAAGGUAGGAAACUCUGCUAGUAGUUUACAACAACUCUAACUCAUCAAACGGACGGAGAGGAGUACUUUUCAACCAGACCGAGAAUGAAGACUGCCAUGGUUGUUCUGUUCGCUGGGUUGGUGAUAGCCGUUGCCCUCUUGUCGUCUGCGGAGGGCCGCAGUUUGUCCAGACGACCGCCAAGCGUGGAUCUGCGAGACUGCCCGCUCCUCUGUCCUGCUGUCUACUCCCCGGUCUGUGGCAGCAAUGGUCAAGUCUACAGUAACCUCUGCCAUCUCAACGUCGCCAAGUGCCUAACAGCAGACCCAAAUCUUACGGAAGCUCCAUUUUCCGAAUGUGACUCUGGCCUGGAUCUUGGCUGGAGGGCGCCGUCCUGAAGCGAGGCUACGCACAUAUGACGACAAAACACCCUGGAACUUACAUCUAAUCUACUUGAUCGAGUGAUUGUUCUCUGCUUAUACCAGCCAACUUUUGUAUGUCAUGUAUUUUGGACGAUUUCUACCAUGUAAAUACCGAGUCUUGGUGAAGGUGAUGUAACAGAAAGUUAUGUACACAUGUAACUAACUAGAAUCAGCAGUUUCGAUGGAACCAGUUUUUCGAUAGAAUUAUAUUCGAUAGAAUCAGUAGUUACAGAAGUAAGGAUGCUGCCAUUCAAUCGUACAGUGAAUGAUUUUUGCGAGCGCUAACGUUAUAGAAUUAAAAAGUCAUUUGUCUGCGUCUGAAAAAUGAAAUAUUCAAUGUAAUAAUGACCAAACAACACUAAUAAAUUAUGCGACAUCA
Messenger RNA from Branchiostoma belcheri (Belcher's lancelet), 893 nucleotides. RefSeq names its product turripeptide Lol9.1-like. NCBI's taxonomy places the organism in Eukaryota, Metazoa, Chordata, Leptocardii, Amphioxiformes, Branchiostomatidae. Bases 200 to 490 code for a protein of 96 amino acids. The transcript is spliced from 3 exons. The record is from RefSeq and is a predicted model, not a curated record. Gene Ontology annotation, molecular function: protein binding.